This is a messenger RNA of Brassica napus (rape), 1635 nucleotides long. Its product is annotated as expansin-A7-like. Bases 499 to 1290 code for a protein of 263 amino acids. Gene Ontology annotation, biological process: plant-type cell wall organization. The transcript is spliced from 3 exons. Lineage: Eukaryota; Viridiplantae; Streptophyta; Magnoliopsida; Brassicales; Brassicaceae. Gene Ontology annotation, cellular component: extracellular region. The record is from RefSeq and is a predicted model, not a curated record.
UGACAAGUUGACAACAUUAGAACGACAAUACAAAAACUAAUAUACAUGUUUUUUUGUCGACUAUAUAUAUAUCAACUGAUCAAUGAAAAGAAAUUCAUUACAAUUGUGUAAAUGUCGUACUAUAUAAUAUACAUAGACGCACGUAGGGGAUUAGAUAAGGUCGGUACAAGAACCACUUAGAACCUGCUCGCACGUCAAAGUGACAAAUUGUACCAUAUUCUAAAACUUCACUUAAACAAUAAUUUGACUUGCUUUCUCUAGUUCGUAUUCAAAGGAUCUAUUGCAAAUAAUCAAUGAAAUUGAAACAAAUCCCAAUCAGCACGGACAAAAGUCUCCAAUAUAAAAUGGAAAAAAGGAUCAUGGCCCUCACGUAUUAACCACCACUAUCGUUGAAUAACACCUCUAUAUAAGUUUGUCUCUAAUUCGAUUACUUCAUCAGCAAACAAACAAACAAAACAAAACCUAAGAAAACCCAUCAAGACGAAAAAGAAACGAAAGAUGGGUCUAAUCUCAAGUUCUUGGAGCUUCAAGAAAUUCUUCGCAAUAGUUAUGGUCGCCUUCGCCAUCUCCGGUGAAUUCGUUGCAGGAUAUUACAGGCCCAGCCCGUGGAGAUACGCUCAUGCCACUUUCUACGGCGACGAAACCGGUAGUGAAACCAUGGGUGGUGCAUGUGGGUACGGAAACCUGUUUAACAGCGGCUACGGCUUGGACACGGCGGCGCUGAGCACGACGUUGUUCAAAGACGGUUACGGAUGCGGCCAAUGUUUCCAAAUAGUCUGUGUGAACUCGAAACAUUGUAACUAUGGACGCCCAUCGACGGUGGUCACAGCCACCAACCUUUGCCCUCCUAAUUGGUACCAAGACUCCAACAAUGGUGGCUGGUGCAAUCCUCCUAGAACUCAUUUCGAUAUGGCUAAGCCGGCUUUCAUGAAACUCGCUUACUGGAGAGCCGGUAUCAUCCCUGUUGCAUACCGCAGAGUCCCAUGCAAAAGGAGUGGAGGUAUGAGGUUUCAAUUCCAAGGCAAUUCUUACUGGCUUCUCGUCUUCGUCAUGAAUGUUGGAGGCGCCGGAGACAUAAAAAGCAUGGCCGUGAAAGGUAGCCGGACGAAUUGGAUAAGCAUGAGCCACAACUGGGGAGCCUCUUACCAAGCUUUUUCCUCUCUCUAUGGUCAGUCUCUUUCUUUCCGGGUCACUUCUUACACAACCGGUGAAACCGUCUACGCUUGGAACGUUGCUCCGGCUAACUGGAACGCCGGUAUGACUUACAAGAGUGGCGCCAAUUUUCGCUGAAAUUAUCGUUUUGACCUUGGAAACCCAAACGGGAUUUCUUCUUUCUUCUCUUUUUUUUUUUGUUUUGUUUUGUAUUUGGGAUGUGUACAAGUUUCGGUGGCCUUGUGUUGUUACUGGCCCGGCUUUAUGUUAUACAUCUACAUGAAUGUGUAAAGUAUGUAUGCAAUUGUGAUAUAACUCUUCAUAGUCGGAGUCAUGAUGAUGAAGUCAACACUACUUCUUGAUCAAGGUACUUUCAUUUCGUUGAAUUGUGUCAUGUGCAUGUGAUAAUUUCUAACAGUAACCACAUUAAGUAAGUGUGUGCAAAUAAUUAUAAAACAUUAUGAACCAGAGAAACAACUUAAC